UAGGAGCACAGUGGAUCCCUCUCAAACAGUAAUUACAUGCAGGCACGAGCACCAGUUGAGCCGUCAUGGAUCUUAUGUGGGGACUGGCCGUAGUGGGUGCUGUCUGCAUCGGAUGGAUCCUGCUUAAGAUGCUCUGGACCUGUUGGUGUGGAUUCACAACAUUCUUUCUGUCAGAAAUUUGGCGAGUGGAUUUGAAGAAAUAUGGAAAAUGGGCAGUUGUUACCGGCGCCACUUCAGGGAUCGGCAGAGCCUACGCCAAAGAGUUAGCCCGAAGAGGUCUGGAUGUGGUUCUGAUCAGCAGAUCCAACGAGAAGCUUCAGAUGGUGGCAGAAGAAAUAGAGGCUGAAUAUGGCCGCAGGACUCUCACCAUCCAGGCAGACUUCACUGGAGGAGGAAGCAUAUAUCCUGCGAUAGAAGAAGCAUUGCGAGGCAUCGACAUCGGGAUCCUAGUGAACAACGUGGGAAUGAGCUAUUCCGGGAGCUUCAGUCAGUUCCUGGAUGUACCGGAUUCAGAACUGAAAAUCUCCCAGGUUGUCAACUGUAACAUGCUAUCUGUCACCCAGAUGACCAGAAUAGUUCUUCCAGAUAUGGUUAAAAGAGGGUCGGGGCUCAUCAUCAACAUCGGCUCUGAGAUCGGGGCCCGUCCGUAUCCGUUUCUCUCGCUUUAUUGUGCCACUAAGGUCUUUGUGCGAUAUAUAUCCCUCUGUCUGGAUUCAGAGUACAGGUCUAAGGGAAUCACUGUGCAGUGUGUGGCGCCACUGUUGGUCUCCACCAACAUGACCUUCAACUGUAGAGUCAACGGUUUGGUGAAGAGUGCGUCAGACUUUGCCCGUGAGGCGUUGAACACCGUGGGGUACACCAACUAUACCAACGGCUGCGUCUCUCAUGGACUUCAGAGCUUUGUAUUAAAACUAGGGUCAGGCUUGGUUCACCGCCUAGCCUACCUCAUGAAAAAACCCAGAGAGGUACCAGAAAACCUCCAUAAAGACUGAAGACUAAAGGAGCGGACACACCGCAUAGCCGGAGGGUUUGGUGAUCACUGAAGAGCUGGGCGACUGCCCCCGUUUAUCAUCGCUGGUCCUUACGAGGAUUGGGUUCUCGCUUUUAAAAGAGGAAACGAGAAAAACACUUGACCAUGUGUGUGGUCACACGAUGUGUGGCUGUUCAGACGUCUGCAGUAAGGACGAGGUGUACUGAUGAACGGCCUUUGGAUUAUUGUAUCACAAAACGUGGAGCCGUGGAAGGUAAUGGCUUCUGUGGGGUUGGUGUUGAGCUUCUAUCAUUAAUUCAGUUUGAAUGGAUUCUUUUUCUGAUGCACUUCAUAAAGUUUUACAAAAACCACAAGCUUUAUUGUAUUUAUUUAAUACCCUCAAAUCCUUUUCCAAUUCAUCUAUAAAAGGGUAACAGUUACAGAGGUAACAAUGCAUACUGAAAUGUAAUUUAAAAUAUAUUCCCAGAACAAUUGUUAGAAUCAAUGUUUUUCGGCAUAACUAGCAAAUCACAUUUCAUAGAAAUGCCAAGCAUAAGCUUCAUGGCACUUAUGGGGAUUCAUUUACUAAUACUUGUUAUUUAUUUUUGGCAUUGCAAGGCCACAUCAACCAUCACAAAAACAUUUUUAAGUGAGCAGUAAGCAGUAAACUCAUAGCUUUGAAAAAAUAACAAACAAACCUGGUUUGGACAAGUCGCCCUGUAACAUUUAAAAGAUAAUAUUUCUAAUAAUUGGUACACAACAAUUCCCUUGAUAAAUCGUAUUAAAUGUGCUACCAUCAGGUAUCACAUUUCUAAUGCAUACAGAUACAACACACACACACACUUUGUUUCCGUAUUUUUCUGGCCCCAAAUGUUAACUUUGUUGCCGUUUAUUUGAGACUAAAUUGACACGUCAUUUGGUCAGUUCUAUUUUCGGUUCGCUUAGAUCUUUUAUCUGUUAAAUAGUUUGGUCUUUUAUCUCUUCCGAACUGGAAUGAAAAAAGAAAGCAUAGACAUUUACAUCUACGCAGCAGCCCGGUUUCAAAGAAGUUUCUGCACAAUUUCAGUUUGUUAAGCUCUGCUUUUUCCCCAACAGAUAAGCUCAUUCAGGUGUACAGUGCUUUUGUGAAGCCGUUUUAAGCGAUCCCUUAGUGACCCUAAGCUAAACAUGUGACAUCAGUAACACGUGCUCUAAUACUUGUGUUCCAAGAACACAACUAGCCUGAGGUACUGUAUGUACACUCUCCGUUAAGCACUUGCAGAAGCUGAA
Gadus chalcogrammus (walleye pollock) is the source of this 2239-nucleotide messenger RNA. It is a transcript of the gene hsd20b2, whose product is annotated as hydroxysteroid (20-beta) dehydrogenase 2. The transcript is spliced from 11 exons. Bases 66 to 992 code for a protein of 308 amino acids. Gene Ontology annotation, cellular component: endoplasmic reticulum. Gene Ontology annotation, molecular function: oxidoreductase activity. NCBI's taxonomy places the organism in Eukaryota, Metazoa, Chordata, Actinopteri, Gadiformes, Gadidae. The record is from RefSeq and is a predicted model, not a curated record.